CCAUAAUACUAGCAGUUACAUGGCUACAGUACACUCCUCCGGCCAUCUACUCUUGCACUUACUUGUUACAGAACUCGCUUAAUUAGCUGAGAUACUGUCCGUCUCGUGUCUGAAUUAAAACAAACUGAAACCCUUUCUCUUUGGAACAGCGGCUUAGAAAACAUCUUGCAGAAUUAAAGUUUGGUAUUGAUUUGAAGACGUCCACCAUGCCUAGUAGUGAAGAUGUCCCCAUGAGAUUGGUUGGAAGGAGAAAGAAUCAAAAUGGUUCCCAAGGAUCAAGAUCACCUACAGGAUCACCGUCAGGUUCACCUACCCAUAGUGCACCUCACAUACAGAGGAUGGCUAGUACCAUCUCCAACAAAUCAAUCAAAGCAAUGGAUGUGUGCAUCUUUCAGAAAGGUGGUUCUGCUCAUGAAAUCUUUGUAGAGAACGCUUUAACAACGACAGCCGGAACUCUCUUCUCACAGAUGAUGGAUUGUCUGACUUUACCAAAUGAAGCAUCUGAAAUCUUUUCAUUAUGGCUUACAUCUCCUCUUCUUGAAUUACAGCUGAAACCUCACCACAUACCCUUCAGAUUAUGUAGACAGUGGCCUGAUCUUCUUGAUAAAUAUACAACACACAGUGAAGAGGCAAAAGCAAAUGAUGAACCAGUUGUAUCUUUCCAAAGAAAUGCAUUCUACCCCAAGGAUUCAGAGAAAAAGGUCACGAAUGGGAAGAUAAAGAGUAGAUUAUUUGAGGAAGCAAAGGGUAACAUUUUGAAUGGGAUGUACCCUUGUGAGGCUGAAGACUAUGAAUACCUAGGUGGUCUGCUAGCUUUCCUAGAGUAUGGAGAAUUCAAUGCUGAAGUACAUCAAAUGGGAUUCUUCAAGGAUAAUGAUCUGAAGAAGAUCUUACCAACCUGUAUGUUCAAAGGAGGUAGCCGUUGGUCCAUCGUUAAAGGUCGUACAGGAGCAAUGAUGUCUGUAGAAGCUAGUAUUCUGAGACAUUGGAGUCAUUUCUCAGAACAGAACACCUCCAGACAGGAAUACCAUCAUCUCUUUCUUGAGUUCUGCUGGAAGCUACCAUUCUAUGGGUCUGUGUUUUUCAGGGGACAGAUAGAAAAGACAGGACGUUUAUCUGUCAAAGUUCGGGACUCUGCAGACAGGAAGGCCUUUGUCGGCAUCAACAGAGAUGGAGUAUUUGUCAUUGAUCAACAGAAACAGGAGCUUCUUCUAGGACUGAAGUAUGAUGAGUUAUCAUGGGAGUUCACAGAGCCUGCUAGGAAGGAGGUAGAUUGUCUACCGUGUCUCUGGUUAGAGUUUGAUAACAGGGAGAGAGGAAAGUGGCGCAGUAAAGUUUUACAGAUCUUCUCCAGACAGGCUGUCAUGAUGAAUGCUUUCAUUGAGGCAUGUGUUGAUGAGCUGAAUAAACGAGAUAUGGAGAAUGUUAUUCAGAGAACAGAUCAUACUGUCAUGGGAGGUCUGCUAAGCUCCACUUUUCCAAGAAGUAAACCUCAUAACAAUGAGAAUAACAGUAGCACCGUAAACCAGGAUGAACCUGAUGCACCCAUGUCACCACACAGAGCUGCUCUUGAUGCUACAGCACCAGUCUUUGGAACGUUACCAACCAGAGAUCCUAAGACAGGAUUGUGCAGCAAGAUGGAUAGGUUGUGUCUCUCUACAUUCUCAAAUACAGGUGAGCUUAUUAGCAUGAAGCCAAAGGUCAAGAGGUCGUUCACGUUCCAUAGUCUGUUUGGUAGGUGAGCGUAACUCCAUCUGGUUCAGAAGCACCAUUUGAUUGCUGACAAGAGCUCUAGAACAUUUAUUUACCAGGACAGACAGUCUGUGACCUUGAUAAUGACAAUGGUUGAACAGUCAUAUUAGACAUUGGAUGGUGUCGGCCGUUAACAUAUUGCUGUAAAACAGUGAACUACAUAUGUAUUUGGACGUCUGGAGACGAUCCAUAAUAGACCAGUUGAAUGCCGCUCCUAAUGUUCACCUGUUCAAUGGAUGAUUUGACUUGUAUAUCAAGCAUGGAAUCAUUGUAAUACUCAUCACACUGACUACAGUUUGCUCCUCUGGACCUGAUGCCAGGACUUCCUGUUCCAUUUUAUCAAUGCAACUUGGAUAUAACAGUUACGAAUCAUAACUUUGCAAUGAUUUAGAUUGAAUAGGCCAAUAUAUUAUCAACUCAAAAAGGCUAGAACAUUUUUUGUGUUGUAUGAUACAAUAGGAUAUUGUCUUUUUUUCUUCAAAAUCAUGUUACUUAAAUAGCCUAGGAGAGAUGAUACAUUCAAAUGAUAUCAACAACGACAAAAAUUAGACUGAUUUGGAUACCUUAUUAGAUAUUAAAUGUUGUAAACCCUAUCCUCAUUGGAUAGUAAUUGUCAUUAAUUUUGUGUUUUUUUUCCUUGUACAAUUUGAAAAAGUUCAUGGCAGAUUUUAUUUAGUUUUAUUCUCAAUUUAUCUUGGGUUUGAAAUUUGCAAUAUGUUUCUUUUGACACUGCCCAUUUCAAGUUUUGUGUUUUUUGACUAUCCGCAUAUUUUAUGUUGGGGAUAUGUUAAUAUUUAGAGUACUGAAAUCCACUUUCACAUACAGUUCAUUGUACAGUAGUAAAUAGUUAUCUGACGGUGAAGACUUUUUGUCUUGACUAGUGUGUGUCAUUGUCUAUCCAUGGAAGACUUAGCCAAGAAUUCCCUGGUUUACACCCAUAGGAAGUAAUGAAAUAAUCUUCAGUUGGUUGCUCUGAGCGAAAGUUAGGUUCAUCAUUUUGUGAUGUACAUUUUACAAUGUUGUAUUACAAGGAAAUGUGGUCUGCUGAAAUAGUCAUUCUCAGUUCUCAUGUUGAAAAUACUGAUUUGAUGUGGAUCCAUGUAAAGGAGAUUAUACACUUCCUGGUACACCUAGGUAAAAGGAGAGUACCAACAUGAUCAAAAACCUAAACAGAGAAUGUUGAAUGUAUGUUAAAUGUGCAUUUAAAGGUAUGUUAGUAAUGUACAGGAAUGUGUGCAUUGUAGUAUUGGUGAACAAUUUGAAUUGAAUCUUAAAGGAUAAAAUGACGAAACACACUCAAGUUAGUGGGUGAUUGAUGUGGUGAUUGGAUAAAAAUAAUAUUUUGAUUAUUUUAAAUAUAUUAUAUGUGAAUAUAAACCAAAGUAUAUAAUAUUUGUGAUCAUGUCUAUUGUAUCAAAGCAACUCUUUCAUGUAAUUAUCAGCAAAGUGGUGUAAAUAAGAGUUUUAAAGUGUGAUUUAUAUGUUGUAUAUUUGCCAAUAUGGUACUUAAACCCAUACAAGAACAGUACUUACAUGAUUUUAAGAUGGAACAUAAUGAAUAAUUUGGAAUGGUUUUAUGGAUGGAAUAAUUGUAUUUCUGCAUAUUUAUGGGUGUGGUUUGAACUUAAAUCACCUGGAAGUGGCUUUUAGACAGUUUGCAAGGGUUUAUCCAACUGAUAUUAUAGGUGGUUUAAGAAAUAGAAUUGAAAGUACUUGGAUCAUAUUUGUGAGAAAAUUUAAGAUAGGCACUGCAAAACCAAAAUCAGAAUUCACACAAUUUAUCCUCUCCUGAUAGUUAGCAAAAUGUAUGUCAAUAUUUGUUGUUCAAAUACCGGUUAGUUUAAUUUACUUUUAUUAGCUUAAAAAUUAGAUCAAAAUAAUGUCUAGCCAUUAGCUUUGUUUUUAUCUAGAUUCAACUUUUAUUUUAUUUUUAAUUUUUUUUAAAUUUCAUUGCACUUAAAUAAUCCUUUAUGUGAAGUGUUUUCUUUUUACCCAUGUACUGAAUAUUAAUUUCUUUUAAUUUUGAAAUGAAUAUUUUCUUCCUUGAUGUCAUGUGACCAAAGUAACUAAACCAAUUAUAUUGUUUAUAUUUGGGCCAAGUUAUGCAAAGUAUAUCCCAGCUAUUGCUAUGUCAGCUAUUCUCCUGCAAGUUUUGAUAAUCACCUUUGUAGAUUAUUGGUAGCCUAUGACACAGACUUUUGUAAAUAUUAGAUUGUGCAAUAUACAUUUAUCCUUUCUGAAGAAAGUUUGAUUAAUUACCCAAAAUAGUAAAUAGUGACAUAGUCCAUGUAUUGGAUGUACCGGUAGUCUUGUAGUCUGGUUUGGGUAUGUUGCAAUGUCAUCUCAGCUGGCUGGCUGCACAACAUUGAAUAAUCUUAGUACACAUAUGAUCAUAUGAUGCACAUUUGUGCAAUAUAGAAUUAAGAUUAUCUAAUUUUUAUCAUUUUUCUGAAUGUGCAUUUCCAGAACAAUCUUUUUGUUGUGUUUGUGUGUCUGGCAUGCUUCCAUUUUUUCCUUCAAAUCUUAUUUUUAUAUUGAUUUUUUAUUAUCUAAUUGAAUGAUGAUGUCCUGAAUGACUGAAAACAUUCUUGUUCAUGCAAAAUAUAGUUACAGAUAAACAUGUAUAUUGCAGACUUGACAUAUUUGACUAAGGAGGUACUACAUGUUACCUCCUCGCUUGAGGAAAACAAGUUGAAUAUUUAGCUGUUCUUGCUGUGCCAUGAUGUGAUUUCCAAAAUAAUUUUCAAAAUGUUUGAUGCUAAAGUGAUUCAACAGAACUUAAUUGGUACCCGUGUUGCAAGGUCACUUUACAGAUAUAGUCUUUAUUGUUGUUGCCUGGUUAUGAUCCUGUAUAAUAUGCAUUGCAAACUCAUCCAUUAAAACAUACUAAACAAUGAA
Molecule: messenger RNA, 4650 nt
Organism: Strongylocentrotus purpuratus (purple sea urchin)
Lineage: Eukaryota; Metazoa; Echinodermata; Echinoidea; Camarodonta; Strongylocentrotidae
Gene: frmd8
Product: FERM domain-containing protein 8
Exons: 14
Coding region: 207-1742 (511 amino acids)
Biological process (GO): negative regulation of canonical Wnt signaling pathway
Cellular component (GO): cytoskeleton; plasma membrane
Source: RefSeq, a predicted model, not a curated record